Molecule: messenger RNA, 507 nt
Organism: Pistacia vera
Lineage: Eukaryota; Viridiplantae; Streptophyta; Magnoliopsida; Sapindales; Anacardiaceae
Product: UPF0481 protein At3g47200-like
Exons: 1
Coding region: 1-507 (168 amino acids)
Source: RefSeq, a predicted model, not a curated record
AUGAACGAGGCCGGUAUCAAGUUUACGAAAGCAUAUGCCGAUAGCAUCUUGGAUAUAAACUUUAAAAAUGGUGUUCUCGAGAUUCCUCCUCUGUCUACUCAAGAGACAACCGAAACAAUCCUCCGAAACCUCAUCAGCUUUGAGCAAUCUUAUCCAAGUUAUCUUCCCAUAGUCACUUCUUAUGUGAUGUUCAUGGGUAAUCUCAUUGACACCGAGAAAGAUGUUGAGAUACUUAGCGAGCACGAUAUUAUUGAUAACUGGUUGUAUCCUGAGGAUUUAAAGCAAUUCUUCAAGAAGCUAUACCAUGGUGCAUAUGCGGGGCACUUCUUUUAUCUUGACAUUUGCCGUCAAGUGAAGAGACACCGUAACCGCUGGUGGCCGAGGUGGCGCUUUAUGUAUUUAAACACCUUCACCACCCCCUGGGCUACGGUUUCACAAGUAGUUAUUCUCGAAUUCUUGCAGACUUUGUAUUCCAUUCUGGGUGUCAUGGAAGAUAAAAAGAGUUAA